CCGUCAGGGCCAGCAAGGCCUUCUCGGCUGGCCUAACAUAACCAGAAAUGGUUAUGUUAUGGUUUAAUUAUGGUCAUAAUUAAAGACAAAAGUUAUUUUUAAUUUACUUUCCCUAAAUAUCUAAAAGUAUUGAUAUUCUAUUCAUGUCAUAUUGUGCUCUUUCCAAUGCUGUUGUUUUUAGGUUAGAGUUUGUAUCCAAUCAGAAAUCAGCUAGCUUAUGUUGCCAUGCUGUAUCCAAUCUUACCUUACCGUGCCUUCAGAAUCAACAAUUCAGAUGUCUGUGCGCUGUAAUUGAACGGGGACAUACAGUUGAUAGACGAUUGCAAAUUGCAAAUCAGAUCAAGAGUUGUUGUCAGUAAGGCCUUCUAGCUGGGCUUACGCUCUCACUUAGGAGUCCCAAGUGAGUAUCCAAUCACAAGUUGCGAAAACAGGAAGAAGCACCAGAGCCAUACGACCCAUAGAAAGCCACAGAAAGCUCACUGGUACUCGCACAGAAGGAGAGCAAAAUGUUGAUUAGGUGGCAGCUAUACAUUUGCAAGGCCAUUUUCAAGAAGGAUACUUAAGAGAAACUACAUCUUGUGAGACGAAGUCGGCUGACACCGGAUGCUAGCUCAGUUGUCCCAGCGAUGAAAUGGUUUGCCCGCCACAUUCACACGAAUCAACCGACUACUAUGAGCGGUACCACUGGCUUAUACAGCGUCAAAUGGGUGCUACAAAUUAUGUGUGCAAAUUUUUUAUUUCUUAAUUUUCUCAUGUUUAAUUUGUUUUAUAUAAUUAUUUUAAUUUUGAUAAUACCACAUAAGAUAUGUUUUAAUUGCUGAAGAGGGUAUACUGAAUGUUAAAUGCGCCAAAAAAUAGACUGCUUUGUACACAGUUGAUGGUUUUCAAUGCUCAGUAGUGUACAAGUGUUUUUCUGUAUAGUAUCUCCAGCCGUGGCCAUGUGGUGACAUCAAUUACGGUAUUUUGAGAGGGGAAGUCGGACUUAGUAGGACAUCACUGAAAGCCUGGGUGAGAAACGCACGGCUCGCCACUGAAAAGAAGAAUAUGUAUUCUGAAAGAAAAAACUGUGAAUAGUUACAUUUCAUUUCAUUAUUUCUACUGUUGUAAGAAUCCGUAAGUGAAGAUAAUAAAGAAAUGAUUAGAUAUAUAUGAUCAUUUAUUUACUAUUUCAAAUUGUGUUGAUUCUUAAAAUAUUAACUAUAAAGAAUAAUAAAGUAAACAAAAUAAUUUUAAUAAUGAAAUGUAAUCCAUCCAUCAAUCCAUUUUCUACCACUUGUCCCGUUUUGGGUUGCGGGGGGCGCUGGAGCCUAUCUCAGCUACAAUCGGGCAGAAGGCCGUGUAUACCCUGGACAAGUCGCCACCUCAUCGCAGGACCAACACAGAUAAACAGACAACAUUCACACUCACAUUCACACACUAGGGCCAAUUUAGCGUUGCCAAUCAACCUAUCCCCAGGUGCAUGUCUUUGGAAGUGGGAGGAAGCUGGAGUACCCGGAAGGAACCCACGCAGUCACAGGGAGGACAUGCAAACUCAACACAGAAAGAUCCCGAGCCCGGGAUUGAACCCAGGACUACUCAGGACCUUCGUAUUGUGAGGCAGACACACUAACCCCUCUAUCACAGUGCUGCCCUUAUGAAUGAUGUAUUAUGAGAUAAUAUGAAAUAUUGAUAUGAGUUACUGUAAAUACAAGUCAUCUAAAUACUUUAAUAAUAAAGGUAGGUAUUUAUAUUGAACACAAGGUGGAAGCAUUAGGCCCAAUCCCAAUACACUCCUCACCCUACUUUUGAGCCCUAUCCCUACAUUUUGCGCGUUCCCGUGAAGGUAGUAGUGCCCCAAUGACUCUGCAUGUAGUGGGAGUGGGCAUAAUGAGGAGCCGGGGGUAUGAAUCUAACCCUUCAGAGUGAGCCAUUUCAGGUGCUGACUCGCUCAGAUGGUGUUUGUGGUGGUUGUUCACCCUCGGGACUCUUGUGGUUUCGCUUCGGAGCGUCCGACAUUGCCUGAGAGGGAUCUCCAUGAACGUGAUUCUGCUGGAUGACAAAGAGUCGCCUUGGAGCUUGAAGUUUGUGAGAGGGCAAAUACUGAAGGCGUUGGAGUCCGAAUCCGGGGUUGAUGAAAACGGGAUGAGAUUUAAUCUCACGGCCAAAUUUGGUGGUUUUAAUACUACUUUCUAUGAAAAAAGCGGCUGCUCGAGUAGCACAUGUGAAGGAGUGGCUGAGUUAAGAAACCUGAUGUCUACAGGCAACUUGGGAUGUGCUGUGCUUGGACCCACAUGCACAUUGGCCGCUUUCAGUAUGGUUGAUGCUGAGAGGGGACUGAAACUGAGCACACCCAUCAUCUCAGCAGGCAGCUUCGGCCCCUCCUGCGAUUACACGGUCAACCUCCAGCGCCUCCUGCCACCCGCGCUCAAAAUUUCCGACUUUUUCGUCCACUUCUGGAAAGAAAAAAACCCUAUCAAGCCGCCAUGGGAGACUGCUUAUGUGUACAAGAAGCAGAAUAACACAGAGGAAUGUUUUUGGUACAUAAAUGCACUGGGAGCAGCCGAACACAUAUUUGCCAAAAGCGUGGCAAGAACAUUAUUGCACACACCUGAAGACCUGCAAAAGGUUUUGUCGUCACACAGGAACAGGACAAGCAACUUGUUCAUCAUGUGUGGUUCCAUGAUGGAUGUUGUGGAGGUGAAAAAUCUCACCGCAGAAGCAGACAGCAGUGAAAUUCUCUUCAUCCUUAUUGAUCUCUACAACGACCAAUACUACAUCAACACAACGUCCCAGCCAUCUAUGAAGAAUGUGUUAGUACUCACCAUGCCCAACACCAGGAAUUACACCAUAGAUCCAGACCUGACCAGCAACACCACAAUGAAUGACUACAUGGCGGCGUACCAUGACUCAGUGCUGCUGGUUAGUCGAGCGAUAAAGGAAAUAUCCCAAAAACCUAAUUCAAAGCUUUAUCACCCACUAUAUGUUAAUGUAAAUUAUCUCAGGAACACCUCCUUUGAUGGUAUUGCAGGAAACUAUCGGAUAGACAAGAAUGGAGACAGAGAUGUGAAUCUCUCUAUCAUUUACACCAGCAAUAACAACAAGUUUUGCACCUUAUUUACCUUUGACACAGAGCACAGUGUGACCACACUGGUUGAGACCAAACCCUCUUUCGUCUGGGGAAACAGACUUCCUGAUUUCAAGCCAGCUUCAGAAGCAGCGUCACUUAAUAUCGUCGUCAUAGUUUUGGCGGUGACUGUGGUGGUUGUGGCUUUCAUUGCCUUCAUCUUCUACAGACAGAACAGGAGAGAUCGGCUGCGGAGGAAACGCUUCUCCGACUCGCACAUCCCCUCUGAACUUGUCACCCUGUUGGAGGACAACUCAUUGAACCAAGUUGUCCUGGAGAUUGAAAAAGAGAGGAAAAACAAAGUUUUUAAGAUCCGCCGUGCGCUCUACGACAAGAAGAUUGUCAUUCUGAAGGAGCUCAACCACUCAGAUGGAAACUUCAAUGAGACCCAGAAAAUGGAGCUUAAUGCUCUCUUGCAAGUCGACUAUAACAACCUCACCAAGUUUUACGGCACAGUGAAGUUGGAUGAGGGCGUGUUUGGGGUUUUUGAGUACGGUGAGCGGGGAUCACUUAGGUACGUGCUGAAUGACAAGGUCUCUUAUCCGGAGGAGACGUUCAUGGACUGGGAGUUUAAGAUCUCUGUCAUGUAUGACAUCGCCAAGGGCAUGUCCUACCUGCAUGCCAGUGACAUCCAGGUGCAUGGACGCCUUAAGUCCACCAACUGUGUGGUGGACAACCGCAUGGUUGUGAAGAUCACAGACUUUGGUUGCAACUCCUUUCUCAAGCCUGGCAGAGACUUGUGGACAGCUCCAGAGCACCUCAGGAAGCAGGGUACUUCCCAAAAAGGAGACGUGUACAGCUUCGCCAUUAUUUCUCAGGAGAUAGUUCUAAGAAAAAGUACCUUCUACACCAAAUGCUGUUCUGACCGAGCAGAAAAACUGUCCAAGGUCAUCAUGUCCUACUUCAGGCCAGAUCUAGACUUUGACACAGCUUCAGAGAAAGAACACGAAGUGUAUAUGCUGAUAAAAAGUUGUUGGGAAGAGGAUGCUGAGAAAAGACCUGACUUUAAGAAGGUAGAAAACUGUUUGGGCAAAGCCAUCAGUAAAAUUCACAACAAGGAUAACGAGAGCUACAUGGACAACUUGAUUCGCCGGCUGCAGAUGUAUUCCAGAAACCUGGAGCACCUGGUGGAGGAGAGAACGGUGCUCUACAAAGCCGAGCGGGAUCGAGCAGACUGCCUCAACUUCAUGUUACUUCCUGGCCCCGUGGUGAAAAGCCUGAAGGAGACGGGCGCAGUGGAGCCUGAGCUGUACGACGAGGUGACCGUUUAUUUCAGCGACAUCGUAGGCUUUACCACGCUGUGCCAGUACAGCACACCCAUGGAGGUCGUCGACAUGCUCAAUGACAUCUACAAGGGCUUCGACAGCAUCCUCGACCACCACGACGUCUACAAGGUGGAGACCAUAGGCGAUUCCUACAUGGUGGCCUCCGGUCUCCCAAGGCGGAAUGGCAACAGACACGCGGUGGAUAUCUGCCGCAUGGCCUUGGACAUUCUGGCCUUCAUGGGCACCUUCCAGCUCCGACACCUGCCUGGCAUCCCUGUGUGGAUCCGCAUCGGUGUGCACUCAGGUCUGUGCGCGGCAGGCGUGGUGGGGAUAAAGAUGCCCAGAUAUUGUUUAUUUGGAGACACCAUCAACACGGCGUCCCGCAUGGAGUCCACCGGACACCCCCUGCGGAUACACGUCAGUCAGCCCACCAUUGAUAUUCUGACCAGGACGGACUGCAAGUUCGAGUACGAGAUGAGAGGGGAAACAUAUCUGAAGGGUAAAGGAACAGAGACCACCUAUUGGUUGACAGGUGAGACAGGAAAAGACUAUGAUCUACCAACUCCACCUACAACAGAGAACUUCCAACGGCUCCAGCAGGACCUGGCCCACAUGAUCCUGGCUUGUCUGGAGUGCCGUUCCCAAGGCUCCGUGCGCAGAAGACGGACACUUUUAAGUGAAAGCCAGGACGACCGCACAGAUCGAGAACCUGAGGUGGACCCUCCGGAAUAUUUGCAUCUGGGCACUGUGGAUAACACCCUCAGCACGUUCUUGUGAGAUGAUAUCAGUAAAAAAUCAUAACAUCACCAAUAAGACUUUAAAUUGAUCACUUAGUGCUAAGUUUGUCAUCCAUAAGAUGAACAAAGCAUUUGGUAAUGUUGGCCUAAAAAGACGCAAUACAUGACAGAGUUACACAGUGGCACCUCAACUUUAGAGUGUUUUCAGAUAAAAGUUGUCUUGUGCUUUAAUGUGCAAGAAAAAACAUUUAAGUUCCAAACGUCCUCGGUCCAUGCAUAUUGUCACAGUGAACCCUGUAAAAUCCAACCAAAACAUCUGGUCCUACCCUCUAGCAUUAGCUUUUAGCUAAAGAUCGACAUAACUUUGUUUUUCCAAGGAUGGGGAAAAAAGAAAAUAGAUGUGAAGGACAGAAAUGGAUGAUAUUCAUUGAAUUAAAAAAAGAAAUAAUCCAAAACAUGACUUGGCGAGGGAAUUUGAGCGUAACACUGAAGAUGUGUCUUAACGUCAGCCAAGAAAAUUAAAAUAUCAAAGCGGCAAACAUUUAUCCAUAAAAAUAUGGAUAACCUGCUGGUGGUGUUGGACAGAGAAACAGCUGGACGGAGAUAGAUUAGAAGUAAAAGCUGCAUAUUAUUAACUACACCGGUGUUAGUACAAUCUUUUUAAAAUGCAUUUUACCUGUUAAAAUUGUGCUGUUUGGGGCGAUAAACACAGAUUGAAUUUAUUUCACUGGUAACGUUGAUUUGAGAUACAAGUGUUUUGAGUUAAGAACUUCGUCACAGAACCAAUUUAGCUCGUAAGUUGAGGUACUAGUGUACUUGUUGUGGUUAGAGUGUCCGCCGUAAGGUUGUGAGUUCAAACCAAAGACUAUAAAAAUGGGACCCAUUACCACCCUGCUUGGCACUCAGCGUCAAGGGUUGGAAUUGGGGGUUAAAUCACCCAAAAUUAUUCCCAGUCGUGGCCACCGCUGCUGCCCACUACUCCCCUCACCUCCCAGGGUGUGAACAAGGGGAUGGUUCAAAUGCAGAAGACACAUUUCACUGUGUGUGUGCCUAUCAUUGGUACUUUAACUUUAAGUUGAAGCACAAACAGAGGAAUGAAGAUCAUUUGGAGGGCAUCACACAAGGUUAUCAUUUAAAUUGGGCAUAUAACACAAGGGAUUUAUAACCACUUUUGUAUGACAUUUCGCUUCAUAUUUUGCAUUCGCAGCAAAAACAUUUUUGUCAAAAACGAUUUAGCUGUUUAAAUAUGUGAAUUAUGAAAAAAGCCUGAAGUUCAUAGUUAGCACUUAUAUCAAAUGUUUGUUGCUUGUGAAAUCAUGUUAAAUAAUUAUAAAAGAAAUACAUAGGACAGCAUAUUUUUUAACCAGUCUUUUAUUUUGAGAGUUGACAUUUAUUUACACAAAAUACAACUUUUUAUUUUUCAGAAAGUUUCUCAGCUUGUUGUGUUGUAAAGUACAUUGAGGCUGUGACUGUAUCAAAUACAAAUAUUUUUAAUUCCACAUCCUGUCUCUGUGUUUGUUGUAAUGAAAAGGGAUUUCUACACAUUAAAUACGGCAGCAGGACACAUUUAACAAGUAGUGUACAAUUUCAAAAACCUACAUGAGGAUGUGGCAAAAAGAGGAGGACUGAAAGGAAAUAACGCUAUAAAAACACAUUUUGAAUGCAUGCUAAAAAAACAUACUGACAUAUCAUGUCUUCCUUUUGUGCCAUUCAUUGAAACAUAAACGCUAGUCAUCAAGUAUAAAAAUGUAGACGAUCGCCUCGACUUCAAACCCCUGAUUUUUUUUUAAAGUCUCAGACAUAAUAUUUAAUUAAUAAUAAAUAAGACCCAAAUAUACAGAAUAAUAAUAAAAAAAGACAUGUACAAAACAGCCUUCACAACACCAUAUUCUAUCUUUGUAAUUCUGGAAAACUCUUCAAAAUAUGUUCUCAAAUUAGACAAAAACUAUUUAAAUGACCAAAAAUAGUACAACUUCUCUUUGGAAAACAUGUAAAAGAACAAUGACUAUUUUUACAUGCUAGAACUCAAGGCACUGAAUAAUAAUCCAAGUAUUAUAAACUAUAUUGAAGUCAAAUAACUCAACCUUAAUGGUGGUACUGCAGCUACUAAUGCAUUGCAAAACAAUAUUAACAUUUCAUUAGGGGCUUUGGGGGAGGGGUCUCACUCAGUGUGUGAUUGUCUCAAAACUACUACUUGUUGCUAAUUUGUGUAUGUGUGCGUGUACAACAGGGGCAAAGACGUAAGCUGCAAGCCUCCAGACGGCUGCAGUUGUCUCAAAGGGAGAUCAUCUCUCAAGUCAGGGUGUUAGGAGCUAAAUAACUCCACGGCAAAUUAUUAUGGCUGAGUCAAAUGAUAUGAUGAAAAUGUUGUGGUGUUUUAUAGUUAUUGAUAACAAGUACAAAAAAAAAUAAAAAAUAAACGUACUAAAAGUGAAAAAAGACAUACUUUUACCACCCUGCACCUGCCAGCACAAUAAGCUAUUUCCUCAAACAGGGUUACUUAUUUACUCAACUGUAGAGAGUAUUACACAUUUAAAGGGGCUGUUUGCAACAUUUACACAGAUGCCCAGAGGGCGCCAACUUUACAAUGUUUUUUUUGCACAUUAUAUCUCGCCCUUUUACGGCUUCUCAUACGUAACACAUACACGCGCGUUAGCUUUAGGUGUUGUUAGCUAAUAAUAGCAAUUUGGAUAAUUAGCACUAGCUGCCAUUGACUGUAUAUUCUAUAACAACAACAUAACUACAAAUUGUUCGUUCCUUCUCAUGGACUGCUUUUGUAUGUGUGCACGCAUACGUGUUGACGAGACAAGGUGAGAGACCGUGUGAACACCAAUCAUUUUGUUCGGGCCACUAAAACAUUUUAUGACAUACUUUGCCAUUGUGAAAAACGUAAACAAUUGCCAAUGAAAUGUGUUCUCUUAAACCACUAAUGGUAACACAAGAUAGCCGGUGGUUUUCUUGUCAUAUUGUUUGCUGUGAAAAAUGUAACUGUGAGGAAGUUGCAAACAGCACCAUGCAGAUUUUGCUUCGUACAAAAUAGUUAAUUUAUUGUAUUUUCAGAACAUUUUGACUUGAAAAAAACAGCAACAAGACAUGUAUGCCACUGAAGUGUCCAAGGUUGUAUUAUACUCUGUGUUAUCAAUAGCUUUCGCCUGUUUCGUUUCUAGCAUGUUACUAUAAUUUCCUUGACUCUGUGGUUUAUUUUCAGUCAUUCGGGUAGUUUCUAUUGUGGAAGGCGGCAGCUGUCAUGAAUUGAUUGUAAUUUAUUGUAUCGCGCUCCUAUAAAGGAACUGGACACUGACAUUUUAAAAUGUAACAUGUACAAUCCACUAACACAACAAAAAUCAUGGCCAAAAUUACAGCAAAUAUUUACUGAAAGGACAAAAAAAAUUAUACUUUGGGUCUUUUGGUCUCUUAGAAACGAGUGAAUACAGACCAGGGAAAGACUUUGAAACCCCCUGUUUUAAAACCCACAAAAAGAGUAUUUAAAAUGGUAUCGUUACUAAAAGCCCCUCUGUUGCUCUGAUACGAGAUCCUGCAGAAUUGCGGCCACACUGUAUAAACAUGACCAAAUAAGAGUAUUGUUCUAAACAAAACUAUGCAGAAAGACGUGGUCAUAGAGUAAAAAGUACCUACUCUUUCAAGAAGGCCUCUAUUAAAAUGAGGCUUUUUUGUUUCCAUUAUUUGAGGCAUUAUUGGAGUAGAGGCGUCUAUUUGAGGAAAUGCCAUCAACUCCUGCAGGGGGCAAACGUGUACAGUGAGGUGCAGUUCUCACAAGUUGCCACUGGGGACAAGUUGAAUGAAAACAAUAUCCACCAUCAAAUACUAUAAUAUGACGCAUAUUAAGCACCAGCAGCUUGAGGCUUUUCCUUUACCUGUUCUGCUACAUGACUUGCUGUACAUCAUAUUACUGGAAAUAUUGUUGCAUGAUUUGGUGGUUAAUUUGGGCAUCUCUAUGGCAACAACAUUCCAAAUUCAAUACUUUGUUUGUCGUGAUCCGCAUGAGUCUUUGGUUGUAAUAGUUUGCACACAUCAACUUAUCUACGAAAUAUGUCUAUGUUUCAGUUUGUCACCAAAGCAUUAAAAAGGCUACAGACUUGUUUCCAGCAGCUGUUUGAAAUUUGCGCACACACGCACAUGCUAUGUACAGGAUGUUGUAAUAAGCCUAAAUGAACGCUUUAGGUUCUGCUCAUGUUUACAUCCGGGAG
Messenger RNA from Nerophis ophidion (straightnose pipefish), 9313 nucleotides. RefSeq names its product guanylate cyclase 2Cb (gene gucy2cb). Gene Ontology annotation, molecular function: guanylate cyclase activity; ATP binding; peptide receptor activity. Bases 2014 to 5145 code for a protein of 1043 amino acids. The transcript is spliced from 28 exons. Gene Ontology annotation, biological process: intracellular signal transduction; receptor guanylyl cyclase signaling pathway; cGMP biosynthetic process. The record is from RefSeq and is a predicted model, not a curated record. Lineage: Eukaryota; Metazoa; Chordata; Actinopteri; Syngnathiformes; Syngnathidae.